GUGUCAUCGUCUCUGUCUGUCGGCAGUGUACUCCGUCCAUGACUUUCCUCUUAUCCAAAUCAUUUUUCUCUCUAACACUCAGACCCCCUAGUGCGAUUUCCAUGGCUACUCUCACCUCCAAGGCUCGCCUGAGAGGCGUCGUCUUCGACAUGGACGGAACCCUGACGGUUCCCGUCAUCGAUUUCGCCGCAAUGUACAGAGCUGUCCUGGGUGAACACGAGUACAAACGCAUCAAGGCGGAGAAUCCAACCGGGAUCGAUAUUCUGCACCACAUCGAGACGUGGAGCUGGGAUAAACAGCAGCAGGCCUAUCAGAUCAUCGCCGAUUACGAGAAGCAGGGGAUCGAUCGGCUCCAAAUCAUGCCUGGUGCUGCCGAACUAUGUGCCUUUCUUGAUUCCAGGAAGAUUAGGAGGGGAUUAAUCACUCGCAACGUCAAGAAAGCAAUCGACAUCUUCCAUGAACGUUUUGGGGUUGUGUUUUCUCCCGCGCUAGGGAGGGAGUUUCGGCCAUAUAAACCGAACCCAGACCCGCUGCUGCAUAUAUGCUCCACUUGGGAUAUCCGGCCCGAUCAAGUCAUAAUGGUUGGCGACAGCUUAAAAGAUGAUAUAGCUUGUGGGAAACAAGCAGGAGCCUUGACGUGCUUGCUGGAUGAGACCGGGAGGUAUGGUUCGGAAGACUUUGCGGUCUCUGGUCUUGAGCCUGAUUUUAAGGUCAGUUCCUUGUCUGAAAUCCAGAAGAUAUUGGACUCGAACUUCGACCUGACACCCCAUUCUUGAUUCUUCCCCAACUUCCUAUUGUUAGUUGAUACAGUUUCUUCCUCCUCACCAGAGGGAGUGUCACUUGUUAUUUAUUAUGGUGUAAUAAUAUAUUUCCAAACUAGGGUUCUUAUUUAUUCUUAUCCCAGAAGAAACAUUAAUUUGGUAUUUCUUUUUA
Messenger RNA from Tarenaya hassleriana, 933 nucleotides. Its product is annotated as haloacid dehalogenase-like hydrolase domain-containing protein At2g33255. The transcript is spliced from 5 exons. The coding region runs from base 39 to 776 and encodes 245 amino acids. Lineage: Eukaryota; Viridiplantae; Streptophyta; Magnoliopsida; Brassicales; Cleomaceae. The record is from RefSeq and is a predicted model, not a curated record.